GCCAGGAGGAAGUUGAUGGCCUGGCUGCAAAGGCAGAGCAACUUCAGCUAGAACAAGACUCAUCCGAUGAAGAAGGCGCAGAGGGCGAUGCUGCAGCCGUAGAAGGCGCGCCCACCACUACACCCAAAAAGAAGAAGAUAUAGAGAAGAAGUCCAAGAAGAAGGGCAAGAAGCAGCAAACUGAGCCGCCAACAGUACCGGUCAGCAAGCUCUUCCCAUCUGGCAUCUACCCAAAAGGCCAAGCCAUGGCGUAUAACGACAACUUGAAACGCACGACUGAAGAGGAAGAACGCGCGAUUGAGCGGGAAAAGGAUUGUGAAUCGCGGUUCAAUGAUUUACGGCGUGCAGCAGAGGUGCAUCGCCAGGUCCGUGGGUAUGCGCGCAGAACCAUCAAACCAGGGAUGAGUAUGACGUCUAUUGCGAACUUGAUUGAAGAUGGGACGCGCUCGCUUGUUGAAGCGAAUGGUAUGCAGAGUGGCAUUGGCUUUCCAACAGGUCUUUCGCUAGACCACUGUGCAGCGCAUUAUUCGCCGAACCCAAAGGAUACGAUUGUGCUGGAGCACGGGAAUGUCAUGAAGGUUGAUUUUGGCGUUCACGUCAAUGGACACAUUGUUGAUAGUGCCUUCACCAUGACAUUUGACCCGGUCUACGAUGACCUGUUGAAAGCUGUGCAAGAAGCAACAGAAACGGGUGUCAAGGCAGCUGGAAUCGAUGUGGUUCUUGCCGAUAUUGGUGAACAGAUUCAAGAAACAAUGGAGUCCUUUGAAGUGACCAUCAAAGGAAAGACUUUUCCAGUCAAGAGUAUCCGAAACCUCAAUGGCCACAACAUCAACCCUUACAGCAUCCACGGCGGCAAGUCCGUGCCCAUCAUCAAGCCGCGCGAGGACAACAUGGAAUAUCAAAUGCGCAUGGAAGAAGGCGAGACAUUCGCCAUUGAGACAUUCGGAUCAACAGGCGCAGGGUACGUUCAGAAUGUUGGCAAUUGCUCACACUACGCGCUGAUCCCAGCCGAUAAGACAUCGCAGCAGUAUCGACAGCAGUACAACAGCGUUGCAAAAUUUUCAGCGGCAAAACAUCUGCUGCAUGUCAUUGAGACGUCCUUUGGAACGUUGCCGUUCUGCAGGCGUUAUCUGGAUAGGUUAGGGGAAGAGUCACAUCUGUUGGGUCUCAGCCGGCUGGUGAAAGCAGGCAUUGUCAAUGACUAUCCACCGCUCGAUGAUAUUGAUGGCUGCUACACAGCACAAUUUGAGCAUACAAUCUUGCUCAAGCCAACGGCGAAGGAGGUCGUCUCUCGUGGUGAAGAUUACUGAGAUUCUCAGUUUAAGUACAACUAUGUCUAAGACGCAGCGCUAUGCAGGA
Messenger RNA from Protomyces lactucae-debilis, 1358 nucleotides. Its product is annotated as peptidase M24, structural domain-containing protein. The coding region runs from base 245 to 1309 and encodes 354 amino acids. Lineage: Eukaryota; Fungi; Ascomycota; Taphrinomycetes; Taphrinales; Protomycetaceae. Gene Ontology annotation, molecular function: metalloaminopeptidase activity. Gene Ontology annotation, biological process: proteolysis. The record is from RefSeq and is a predicted model, not a curated record. The transcript has 2 exons.